Lotus japonicus is the source of this 1411-nucleotide messenger RNA. Its product is annotated as pentatricopeptide repeat-containing protein At1g55890, mitochondrial. Gene Ontology annotation, cellular component: chloroplast. The record is from RefSeq and is a predicted model, not a curated record. Gene Ontology annotation, molecular function: protein binding. The coding region runs from base 77 to 1240 and encodes 387 amino acids. The transcript has a single exon. Lineage: Eukaryota; Viridiplantae; Streptophyta; Magnoliopsida; Fabales; Fabaceae.
CUAUGUAGGGUGACACACUCGUUAGUUACUUACUUGUGUUCCUCAUUCAUUUCGAAGGCAAAGAGAACACCACAUCAUGUAUCGCGUUCUUCACCGCACCCUCUGUACCGCCACACAACCCGCCGCCACCACCACGGCCGCCGCCGCCACAACCAGCAUCAAGUCACUCUCGCAGGACCUGUACAAGGAAGUGAACUUGAGGAAACUGGUGGACAAGUUCAAGAAAGCUUGCGAUGUUGACCGUUUCCGAACCAAAACCGGCAUCUACGAGGACACGGUUCGCCGCCUCGCCGGCGCCAAACAGUUCCGGGGAGUAAUCGACAUCCUCGAGCAUCAGAAGCAGUAUUCCGACUUCUCCAAAGAAGGGUUCUCUGCGCGCCUCAUCACUCUCUACGGCAAAUCCGGCAUGCCAAAGCGCGCGCGCCAGAUGUUCGACGAAAUGCCUGAGCGAAACUGUACCCGUACAGUGCUAUCUUUCAAUGCCCUUUUGGCUGCUUACCUUCACUCCAAGCAGUACCGUGUCGUUGAGCGCAUUUUCAAGGAGGUUCCUGGUGAGAUUUCUGUGAAACCUGAUUUGGUGUCUUACAAUACUGUUAUUAAGGCGUUCUGUAAGAGUAAGGUGUUCGAAUCCGCGGUUUCGAUGCUUGAGGAGAUGGAGAAGAAUGGUGUGAGCCCUGAUUUGAUCACGUUUAACACUCUGCUUGAUGGGUUGUACGCUGAGGGUCGUUUUGAGGAAGGAGAGAAACUGUGGGGACAAAUGGGUGGGAAGAAUCUUUCUCCUGAUAUCAGGAGUUACAAUGCCAGGUUGUUGGGAUUGGCUGUGGAGAAGAAAACGGGUGAAGCUGUUGAGUUUCUUCAGGAAAUGGAGAAGAAGGAUGUCAAGCCUGAUCUUUUUAGCUUGAAUGCUAUUAUCAAGGGUUUUGUGAAUGAGGGUAAUUUGGACGAAGCGAAGAAGUGGUUUGGCGAAAUAGAGAAAUCUGAGAAUGACCCUGAUAAGAACACUUUUGCAACUCUUGUUCCCUUCCUGUGUGAGAAGGGUGAUUUGAAGACAGCCAUUGAUGUGGUCAAGGAGAUAUUCAACACUAGGUGUCGUGUAGGUGUGCCGUUGCUGCAGCUUGUUGUGGAUAAACUGGUGAGUGAGUCCAUGCUUUCCGAGGCGAAGGAGAUUGUGGAACUAGGGAAAACCAACAGGUACUGUCACUAUAAGCUAGAUUUGCCUACGGAAGAGAAGAGUGAGUAGCUUCUCGUGUCUUUUAGUUAUCUUGCACUUUUGAUGUUGUUGUCAUAAUGAUGGAUAUAGGCAAUUGCCUCCAGGAAUGGAUUUUGUUCGGCAUUCUGCGCUUUGUAACUAACUUAUUGGCUGAAAAUAGCAUUUGCAAUCUCAUUGCACUGGUUCUUUUAGCUGAUUAAA